AUGUGGCGCACCUCAACUAGGACGGGCAAUGGCGAUCAGUGGGGGCCGUGCAGGAGUCUUGACCGGACGGGGAAGACACCAUUUGAGACCAUGAUUUGCCACUGCUGGGCCGAGAACAGCCUGUUUGCCGUCCUCUCACUCGGCAUCGAGGCCGGGGUGUGGGCGCACCUCAGCAGCGAUGAACAGCCCAGGACGGUGGUCGCCAUUGCCGACGCCACGGGCAUGGAGGAAGCUAUGCUCGCCCGGUUGCUGAAGCAUGUCGCCGCCAUGGGCGCCGGCAACACGGGCGGCCUGGGCCGAUGCGUGCUUGCGCUGCCCUCAUAUCUGCGAAAGACCAACUACACAAGCCCAACCUCCAUGACAGACGGCAACCUGCAGUACGACCACGACAUCAAAUUCAACUGUUCGAGUGGCUACACGCCAAUGAGCGCGGCAUGGCCUUCAACCAGCACAUGGGCGGCAUACUCGCACGGCCGACCCAAAUGGACCGACGCUGGCUUCUACCCGGUCCAGGAGCGCCUCCUCGACGACUUCGACGCCUCCUGCCCAGACGCCGCCUUCCUCGUCGACAUCGGCGGCAACCUAGGCCACAACCUGCAAAGCUUCCUCGACCGCUUCCCGACCGCCCCAGGCCGUCUGGUCCUGCAAGACCUGGAACACGUCAUCUCGGCUAUCCCGCCGGACUCCGAGUCGUCCCUCUCCCCGCGCAUCGAGCGCACCGUCUACGACUUCCACACGCCGCAGCCCGUGAAAGGGGCGCGCGCCUACUACAUGCACUCGAUCCUGCACAACUGGCCUGACGAGGUGUGCUGUGCCAUCUUGCGUAACGUCAAGGCGGCCAUGUGCCCAGGCUACUCGCGGCUGCUGAUCAACGAGAAUGUGAUCCCCAACACGGGCGCCCAGUGGGAGGCCACGGCGCUGGACGUGCUCAUGCUCGCGCUGCUGUCGUCCAAGAAGAGGACGCGGGUCAAGUGCGUUAGGUUGUUGGAGGAGAAGGCCGGGUUGAAGGUUAAUGAAAUUGAUACUUUCGCGAAUGGGGUCGAGAGCUUGAUUGAGUUGGUUGUGCCGGAGUGA
Molecule: messenger RNA, 1074 nt
Organism: Parathielavia appendiculata
Lineage: Eukaryota; Fungi; Ascomycota; Sordariomycetes; Sordariales; Chaetomiaceae
Product: S-adenosyl-L-methionine-dependent methyltransferase
Exons: 4
Coding region: 1-1074 (357 amino acids)
Molecular function (GO): O-methyltransferase activity
Source: RefSeq, a predicted model, not a curated record